Dovyalis caffra is the source of this 522-nucleotide messenger RNA. The record is from the annotation of a GenBank genome assembly. Lineage: Eukaryota; Viridiplantae; Streptophyta; Magnoliopsida; Malpighiales; Salicaceae.
AUGUUUCAACAACUAUGUGGUACGAUGGCUCUUAAGAGUGUUCCUUCUGCACUCCAGUUCAAGACUUGCGAUCUCUUUGGAAACCCUUUAAAACCUUUUAAUAUCUUUCCAAUACAAACUAAGAAUUUUCAAAUGAGGACAUUAGUGGCCAAAAGAAGAGCAAAUACUCGAACGGAAAGUGCGAAAAUCAGAAAUAGAAGAAUACUAAAGAAGUUUAACGGCACACGAACAAAACCAAGGCUGUCAGUUUUCUGUUCAACUAAACAGUUGUAUGCUAUGCUGGUAGAUGACCAAAACAGAAAGUGUUUAUUUUACGGAAGCACUUUGCAGCAACCUUUACGCAGCGAUCCCCCUCGUAGCACCAUUGAAGCUGCUGAAUGUCUUGGCGAAGAGCUCAUUAAGGCCUGUAUGGAUCUUAAGAUCAAUGAAAUAUCAUCUUAUGAUCGCAAUGGUUUUGCUCGUGGGGAGAGAAUGCAAGCUUUUGAGAUUGCAAUUUCUCGUCAUGGAUUCUUACCAAGAUAG